Messenger RNA from Striga hermonthica, 1341 nucleotides. NCBI's taxonomy places the organism in Eukaryota, Viridiplantae, Streptophyta, Magnoliopsida, Lamiales, Orobanchaceae. The record is from the annotation of a GenBank genome assembly.
AUGGCUUCUUCAUUCUCACUUACUGGUUCGAUUUGUCGGAAAUGGUUUGCCGGAAUUGCUAAUUGUCCGAUUGGCGGAAAAUUGAUGUCUAGAUCUUGUUCUUCCGCCGAAUGUUGUAGGUAUAGGUUGAACUCGUCGUUUUAUCGGAAAGGCAUGAGCACGUUGGCCAAGCCGAACCCAUCACCGUCGUCAUCUCCUUGGCUUAUGCUGCAGCCUGCCUUUGACGUCGACGCUAGCGGCGCCGCCAGCCGGAGCUACAAGUUCUACCGCCUUGCCGACAACAAAAUCGUAACCCUAAGUACUGGAAAAAGUAGCAAAGAAAGAGAAAUAACGAACCCUUUGAUAGAGUUUAGGGGAUCUUCACACGGCUGGCUAGCUUUGUACGACCACAGUAGGCUGGACGUGUUUCUUUAUAACCCAAUUACCGGUCAUCAUAUAAGCCUCCCUCCCUUUGGCCACUUUCCUGAUUACCCUCCCACCUCAAAAGGACUAUACAACAAGGUUAUCCUCUCGUGCUCCCCAGACGAGGGAUCAAAUUGUCGGGCUAUCAUGAUCUACAACAAUGUAGCUGCGCUGGCUUUCUGCUGCCCUGGCUUCAGCAAGGAGUGGACCCGAAUUGGAGAUCACCACUGGUUUGAUCAAGAUUCGGGCCGGGCUGUAUUUUGGGGCUACGCAGAUUGUGUGUACUCCACAAGACACGAAGCAUUGUUUUGCCUUACAAGACUGGGCGUGUUGGAGUCUUGGGAUAUUCGGGACCCUCAGUCACCGAGGGCUGUGAAGAUAGCUGAAGUUAGUCAGGAGGGUGGACGGCUCAGCUACCCGAGGACAGGUAAGAAGAAGUUUUGGUUGGUGAGUUCGCGGAUGGAGAGUCUGGUAGUGGCCGGCGAGGAUCUCCUCGUAGUGACCCAGUACGUGGUUGAUUCAUUUUACUUUGAUGGUUUGUAUGUUGAUGGCAAUGCGCAAUAUAUUCUCGCCGAGGAACUCGGCCUUCCGGGUGUGACUGUUGAUUUUGAUGUUCAUAAAUAUGACCCUGAGGAUGGGGAACUUAAGUAUGUGGAAGGUUCUGGUUCGUGUUUGGGUGGUUGGGCUCUUUUUGUCGGCUUGCACAGCGAUGCAGUUGCGUUGCCGGCGGCUGAGUUCCCGGAGCUCAAGCCCAACUCCAUUUACUUUUCGAAUGCAACAGAAGAUGCAUCGAUUGAGCACCUCCUAACUGGUGGCCAUGACAUUGGCAUCUUUAAUUAUGAGAACAAGACUGUGCCGCCAUGCUAUUUUCCAUGUGAUCCUAAGAACCUGAGAAAGACUUACCCAGCGCCUAUGUGGUACGUCCGUCCCAAAUCGUGA